UACUGCAAAAAAAUAAAUUAUAACUUUUCAUUCUCGCUCUUUUUAUUACACCCACCGCCAUCAUCUAUCUUUUCUUUUUUUCUUCUUUCUCCAAAACCCCUCUCUUCUUUCGGGGGUCAUUGCUAGGGUUAGGGUUAGGGUUUUUCUACUUCCUUCCCAACUUCCAUCCAUUCCUUUCAAGAUCUCUCUAACUCACUCUCGAAUUGAGACCUUUUCCUCUAAGGUAUCUUCUAGAAUCUUCUGUUCGUUGAGUUCAUUCUUUAUUCCGAAUCUCGAUCUAUGGAUAUGCGCAAGAGAGGAAGGUCUGAACACGGAUUCAACAAUGGAGGAUUUAAGAAAUCAAGACAAGAAAUGGACUCCUUAUCAACUGGUGUAGGAAGCAAAUCGAAGCCAUGUACCAAGUUUUUCAGCACUUCUGGAUGCCCAUUUGGCGAGAGCUGCCACUUCUUGCACUAUGUUCCGGGCGGUUAUAAUGCUGUUGCCCAGAUGAUGAAUCUAGCACCUGCAGCGCCUCCUGCUCCUAGAAAUGUUGCCCCCCCACCACAUGCUCCCAAUGGGUCUGCACCAUCUGCUGUUAAAAGCCGUAUAUGCAACAAGUUUAAUACUGCAGAAGGCUGCAAAUUUGGCGACAAAUGCCAUUUUGCUCACGGUGAAUGGGAACUUGGGAAGCCUGUUGCUCCAUCAUUUGAUGAUCACCGUCCCAUGGGACCCCCCAAUGUAGGUCGUUUUGGUGGUCGAAUGGAGCCUCCUCCUGGUCCCGCUGCCAGCUUUGGUGCCAAUGCCACUGCCAAGAUCAGUGUAGAAGCUUCCCUGGCUGGAGCAAUCAUCGGUAAGGGUGGUGUGAACUCAAAACAGAUCUGUCGCCAAACUGGAGCCAAACUUUCAAUUCGAGAUCAUGAGUCUGACCCAAAUCUUAGGAACAUUGAACUUGAGGGAAAUUUUGAACAAAUUAAGGAUGCAAGUAACAUGGUGAAGGAUUUACUGGUGACCCUGCAAAUGUCUGCACCACCUAAAUCAAACCAAGGUGCUCCUGGUGCCCCUGGCCAUCAUCAUGGAAGCAACUUCAAAACAAAACUGUGUGAGAAUUUUACAAAAGGAUCUUGCACUUUUGGAGAUAGAUGUCAUUUUGCACAUGGAGCGGCUGAAUUGCGAAAAUGAAAACUUUGCCUUGGUGAUGUGGUGCAUUAUCCUAUCAAUCCAGGACUAUUUUGAUUAUUAUUGUUGUGCAUUGCUACUUAGGGGUACUGACAGGACUUCUCUGAUGUUAAGAGUUUUGUUGAUUUUGUUUCCUUUAGAUAGCAACAUUAGCUUUCCAAUUUCAGUUUUCCCUUUUAUUAUUAUGAUUAUAUGCUCUCCUCAUAUUGCCGGAACACUGAUCAUAGAGUCUUGUCCUUCUCA
Messenger RNA from Cicer arietinum (chickpea), 1398 nucleotides. Its product is annotated as zinc finger CCCH domain-containing protein 14-like. The record is from RefSeq and is a predicted model, not a curated record. Lineage: Eukaryota; Viridiplantae; Streptophyta; Magnoliopsida; Fabales; Fabaceae. Gene Ontology annotation, molecular function: mRNA binding; metal ion binding.